Messenger RNA from Closterium sp. NIES-65, 233 nucleotides. The record is from the annotation of a GenBank genome assembly. Lineage: Eukaryota; Viridiplantae; Streptophyta; Zygnematophyceae; Desmidiales; Closteriaceae.
CACGAUGGCGCAUGAGAGCGCGGGGCGAGAGAGCGGAGCAAAUGACGGAGCGUACCGGCGAUGACGGCGACGAUGGCGAGCAGGGCAUGCACGGCCUUGCCAUUCCCCAUGCUGCUGAUUCCGGCGGACGCCAUUCGCUCUUCGACCUUGAUCGCCACGAGCAAUCCGAGAGCAGGAGUGGAGCAGGAGUGUGCAGCGGAGCAACCCGAGAGAAAGAGGUGCUAGAGGAGUGA